Molecule: messenger RNA, 1891 nt
Organism: Telopea speciosissima
Lineage: Eukaryota; Viridiplantae; Streptophyta; Magnoliopsida; Proteales; Proteaceae
Exons: 1
Coding region: 8-1891 (627 amino acids)
Biological process (GO): transmembrane transport
Cellular component (GO): membrane
Molecular function (GO): transmembrane transporter activity
Source: RefSeq, a predicted model, not a curated record
UUUAGCUAUGGCAGCAGGAGAUAUGGGAGGGUCAUGGAGAGACAUGAGGAGCCUAACAAACCAAGUUCUGUCAGGAAGAUGGUUCAUGGUGUUCGCAUCUUUCUUGAUUAUGUCUGCAGCUGGUGCAACUUACAUGUUUGGUCUCUACUCCAACGAGAUCAAAACAUCUCUUGAUUACGAUCAAACCACUCUCAAUUUAUUAAGCUUUUUCAAAGAUGUGGGUGCCAACGUCGGUGUUCUCUCCGGCUUAAUCAACGAAGUCACACCACCGUGGGUGGUGCUAGUCAUCGGCGCCGUCAUGAAUUUCUUUGGCUACUUCAUGAUAUGGCUUUCCGUGAAAGGUACCAUUCCAAGACCCCAAGUUUGGCAGAUGUGUCUCUACAUCUGUCUCGGUGCCAAUUCCCAAUCUUUCGCUAACACUGGAGCUCUGGUCACCUGUGUUAAAAACUUCCCUGAAAGCCGAGGUGUGGUUUUAGGGCUUUUAAAAGGUUUUGUGGGUCUCAGUGGUGCUAUUAUGACUCAAAUCUACCAUGCCGUCUAUGGAGAUGAUCCAAAAUCUCUCAUCCUUCUCAUUGGUUGGCUUCCUGCUGUUAUUUCUUUCGCUUUCGUUCGAACCAUUCGAAUCAUGAAAGUGAUUCGACAAUCCAACGAGCUGAAAGUGUUUUAUAAUUUCCUUUACAUCUCACUCUGCCUUGCUGGUUUCCUCAUGAUCAUAAUUAUUGUAGAGAAGCAAUUUCCGGCGAUGGAUAACCGAGUUGGGUACAGUUUGAGUGCUACCACUGUUGUUGUCUUGCUCUUCGUCCCCCUCACCGUCGUUUUUAAGGAAGAGAUUAUCACGUGGAAGAAGAAGAUGCAAGCUCUCCAGCCUUACUCUUCUUCUUCUUCGCCGGAGUUGAAAAUUAAGAUUGAGAAGCCAACGACGGCGGCGGCGGCGGCGGCGAUAGUAGCGUUGCCACCACCACCAUCAUCAGCACCAUCACCAUCAACAAAGCCGGCGGUGUCUUGCUGUGGUAACAUAUGCAAGGCACCUGAUAGGGGUGAAGACUACACAAUUUUACAAGCUCUAUUUAGUAUGGACAUGUUAAUUCUCUUCAUAGCCACGACAUGUGGGGUUGGAGGAACAUUGACGGCCAUCGACAAUCUCGGACAAAUCGGUCUCUCACUCGGUUACCCAGCUCGGAAUACAAGCACUUUUGUGUCACUAGUGAGUAUAUGGAACUAUCUCGGAAGAGUGGUGGCGGGUUUCGUGUCGGAAAUAGUUCUAAAAAAAUACAAAUUCCCACGUACCCUUAUGCUCACACUAGUCCUCUUCAUCUCCUGCGCCGGCCACCUCUUGAUCGCCUUUGGAGUUCCCAAUGGUCUAUACUUCGCAUCUGUGAUUAUCGGAUUCUGUUUCGGGGCACAGUGGCCGCUACUCUUCGCCAUAAUAUCGGAGCUAUUUGGGCUAAAAUAUUACUCAACUUUGUACAAUUUUGGGUCGGUGGCGAGCCCAAUUGGAUUAUACAUUCUGAACGUGAAGCUUGCAGGGCACUUAUAUGAUAAAGAGGCGAGGAGACAGUUGGCGGCGUUGGGGAAGACUAGGGUGGUUGGGAAAGGAUUGACCUGCACAGGUGUGGAUUGUUACAAGCUCUCUUUCCUUAUAAUAACGGCGGUGACAUUGUUUGGGUGUGCUGUGUCCUUUAUUCUUGUGUUGAGGACAAGGAAGUUCUACCAGAGUGACAUUUACAGUAAGUUCAGGGAGGCGGCGGAGGCGGCGGAGGCGGCGGAGGCCGGCGAGACCGAGAUGGCUCUGGCUUCUAACGGGAAAGGUGGCGAGAUUUCUUCUUCUUCAAUUGUCUCAAAGACAGAGAAAGAGGGGGAAGUGAAUGGAGAUGGAAGGAGGAUAGAGUAG